AUGUCGUUCUCCUUUGGCACUCCCGCUUCCAGCGGAACCUCCAGUGGGAGUCUCUUUGGUACAUCUGGCGCUACAUUUGGCUCCAACCAGAAUAGCUCCAAUACUGGGUCCGGUGGUGGCUUGUUCGGAAAUGUAGGAGCUUCGUCCACCAGUGGAACUACGUCUCCUUCGCUUUUCGGCGCUGGCUCUGCCGGUGGCCAAGCUAGCCAGACUCCUUCAACUGCGCCCAUGUUUGGUAAUACUGGUGGUGCCAAUGCUCCUAGCAGCGGCACUUCAGGCGGCUUCAGCUUUGGUGGUCAGGCAGGCAGCGGCGCGCAGUCCAACUCUCUGUUCGGCAACAAUGCUUCGACUCCCGGAUCUACCACACCCGCUCAGCCCGCUGCCAGUGGAAUGUUUGGAGGCGGAUCUAACAAGCCUGCAGGAGGUAGCUUGUUCGGUGGGGGUUCAUCAACUACCCCAGGCCCUGCUAGCGGAUCUUUAUUUGGCAACACCUCGACCACUCCUGCUGGCCCUCCUCCUGGAUCCAAGCCUGCUGGUAGCCUCUUUGGUGGGUUGAAUGCUGGUUCUUCUACUACACCGACCUCCUCCGCAGCCCCUCCAUCUACCACCCCAUCUACCACCCCAUCUACCACUCAGACACAACCAUCCGGCGGUCUUUUCGGUGCCGGUGCCGCACCUAGUGCCAACAAGCCUCUUUUCGGAGCAGCCCAGUCUACAACACCCGCUUCCGGGGGCGCUAGUGGUCUGUUCGGCGGCGCAAACAAGCCGGCCGAAUCCACCACACCUACCACAGCUGCAGGCAGCGCAAACAAGCCGCUCUUUGGAGCCGGAGCCGGAGCCCAAACGUCACAGGCUGGCCCUUCCCUCUUCAAAGCCCCUACCGCCGGCGGCGAUGCUGCCGCAAAGCCUGCCUUUUCUCUCGGCGCGCCUUCUACCUCAACUACAACCUCCCAGCCUGCUUCAGGAGCUCCUGCGGCAUCGACUGCCACUCCCCAGAAGUCCCUUUUCCCUUCGCUUGGAGGCGCCACAUCUUCAGCUGCUCCCUCAACCACAUCGGCGGCAACCCCGGCUGGUGGUUUGUUCCCAAGUCUGGGCGGGGCCAAACCUGCGACUAGCACUCCGGCAUCAGCUGCUACCACUACAGCUCCGGUAGCUACCCAGCCUACGGCUUCUGGGUCGAGUUUAUUCAACAAACCUGCAACUUCUACUCCUUCAACUGCUGCUCCUACCCCGGGCGCCACAGCCGGCACGACGACUGCUACAGCAGCCCCAUCCACUACUGCCACUGCCGGUACCGGGGCUAGUACAGGCCCUUCAAUUCUCGGACAGUCGACCACCGGCCCUGCACCCCCAGCCCAGUCUCGUCUCAAGAACAAGACUAUGGAUGAGAUCAUUACACGAUGGGCGACGGAUCUGACUAAGUACCAGAAGGACUUCCGCGAACAAGCAGAAAAAGUUGCUGAGUGGGAUCGUAUGCUGGUGGAAAACGGGACCAAGGUCCAGAAGCUUUAUGGCAGCACUGUUGAUGCGGAGCGUGCGACCCAAGAAGUUGAGCGCCAAUUGAGUUCAGUGGAGGGUCAGCAGGAGGAGCUGAGCUCGUGGCUUGACCGUUACGAGCGAGAGGUUGAUGAAAUGGUUUCGAAGCAAGUGGGUCCUGGUGAGACACUCCAGGGACCGGACCAGGAGCGUGAGAGAACAUACAAAUUGGCCGAGAAGCUCUCUGAGCGCUUGGAUGAGAUGGGCAAGGAUCUCACCAGCAUGAUCGAGGAGGUCAACGGUGCUUCAGCAACCUUGACCAAGACCAACCGCGCAGACGAGCCUAUCUCCCAAAUCGUUCGCAUUCUCAACUCACAUCUGUCCCAAUUGCAGGUCAUUGACCAAGGUACCUCCGAUCUGCAAGCCAAGGUUGCCGCGGCCCAAAAACAAGGGCAGUCGAUUUCGUCCCGUAUCGGAUACGGUUACAACAGCCCUAGCAUGGGUGGAGGAAACGCCGCCGAUGACUUUUAUCGCUCAUACAUGGGCCGUCGCUAA
Molecule: messenger RNA, 2031 nt
Organism: Penicillium maclennaniae
Lineage: Eukaryota; Fungi; Ascomycota; Eurotiomycetes; Eurotiales; Aspergillaceae
Product: putative nucleoporin Nsp1
Exons: 3
Coding region: 1-2031 (676 amino acids)
Biological process (GO): RNA export from nucleus; protein import into nucleus
Cellular component (GO): nuclear pore; nuclear pore central transport channel
Molecular function (GO): phospholipid binding; structural constituent of nuclear pore
Source: RefSeq, a predicted model, not a curated record